Acanthoscelides obtectus is the source of this 840-nucleotide messenger RNA. The record is from the annotation of a GenBank genome assembly. NCBI's taxonomy places the organism in Eukaryota, Metazoa, Arthropoda, Insecta, Coleoptera, Chrysomelidae.
AUGUCAUCUGAAAAAUGGAACCGAGAACAUUUUCGUGCCAUAAUUUAUUACAACUUUCAGAGACAAUUAUCGCAACAAGAAUGCCUUGCUGAAUUACUGUCUGUGUUCGGCAACGAAACGUCACAUCAGUCGACAAUUUCCCGUUGGUAUGGAGAAUUCAAACGUGGACGGGUGAGUCUUAGCGACGAUUCCAGGGUGGGAAAACGUCAUGUGACAUAUCGCGCGAUUGAGGCGUCCUUGAAGAUUUCCAAUACCUCAAUUAAAAAAAUUUUACAUGAAGAAUUAGGAGUAAGAAAAUUAGUUUCUCGUUGGAUACCCCACCUGUUGACAGAAGAGCAGAAAGCAGCCAGGGUUAAUUGGCUCGGCUGUUGGGUGUUCCAAGGUGAAGAACAGCCAACAAAAGUCAUCCGUUCUCGACGUGUUUCGAAAAAUAUGGUCGCGACAUUUGUGUCAAAAGCGGGUCAUAUUGCAACAAUUCCUCUUAAUGAGCAAAGAACUCUUCGGAAAAUCAACCUCGAAAGAAGAGUCAUCCUACGCCAGGACAAUGCAAGCUCUCACACAGCCCAAAAAACAAGGCAGUAUUUAACGGAAGAAAACGUGGAAUUAUUGAACCAUCCUCCAUAUAGUCAGAAUCUAAGUUCUAACGAUUUCUUUACUUUCCCGAAAAUUAAAAACAGACUGCGUGGUCAAAGGUUCCAGUCACCAGAAGAAGCAGUUGACGCAUUCAAAAAUGCCGUUUUGGAUCUGCCAGCAAACGAGUGGAAUAAGUGCUUCGAAAAUUGGUUCAAGCGCAUGCAGAUGUGUAUUAAUCUUCGUGGAGAAUACUUCGAAAAACAAUAA